UUCUCACAUUUGUGAACUCGGUUGUGUGUAUUCGACACAGUUGUCGCACUGUCUGCAUGAUGGCUUCUGUGUCGGUUGUGUAUGAAGUUUUCUCAAUAUUACUGCUACAAUGUAUCUCAUGUGAAGCUGAUGUACAGAACAACACAGUUAAUAUGACAACGUUGGAGUGUCCAGUGGAUGUGCCAGCUGGAUACGAGAUAAAAGGGAGUUUGGAGUAUAACACGUCACUAUAUUUCUCCUGCCAAGGAUGCAAUGGACAAGACACCUGGGGGGACUCAGAAUGUAAACCGGACGGCACGCGGGAUGAAGUUACAUUACCAAACUGUACAGUUUCGUGUCUAAACAGUGACAAGUCGUGUACAUCAGGGAUGGACGAACAAUGUUUGUUCUGGCCCGUAACGUCCUGGGAGAAAUGUGGACAGUCAUGUGAUACACCAGCGCUCUGUCACCGAGAAUCUGGAGAGUCUGACUGUCAGUGUGGCAUCUAUGCCAGGCACGGACGAUGUGAAAAGGAAGCUGACAUCCGGGACAAUGUCUGCCCUUACACCUGCUCCCUUAGGGCCAAUAUAACCUGUGGCGAUCCGAAUAUCCUCUUCCCUCACGCAGUGGCCUCACUUCAGACAACACCCCACUGGAUGGACUCGAUGUCCUUCAAGUGUGAGCCAGGCUAUAUGAACAUGGGUCCCUCCUCAUGGGUGGCCUGUAGUAUCUAUGGAACGUUGACUCUCAAAUACAAUGCUCAUGCACCACACUGUGUCCCGGAAAAGAUAUAUAGCAUGUUCAGAUACUCUCCAAAAUCGAUCCGUCUACAUAUCACGGAGACUUUUCCUGCUAAAUCAGGCUUCGAGUGCGCUGUUGCAUGCAGAGAAAGAUCGUCAUGUAUCUACUUCAUCUUUGAGAACAACACGUGUGACAUCUGCAAGCUGAAUAAGUGGACAAGCGGAGGAAUAGAGAUGUCCGGGAAGCAACUCUGGCAGAAAGUGUUACCGACACAGUAUUCUCGUGACUUUGCAACUCCCUAAGGUGUAUAUCCUUCGAUACCAAUUGAACCUUACACUGUGUCGUACCCUAACCAUAUCUGUCGAACCCUAACCAUAUUUUGUCGAACAAAAAUAAACUGUGGCAUGGCUUCUCAGUCGGUUACCAAUAUCAAAUUCGGCAUAAGUCCGGACUACUGCAAGCACACAUCCACGCACGCACGACAAGAAACCAACCAAAAUGCUGGAAAUGACAAAUAUGUUACACUUUGGAAAGAGUAAGCGAGUGAGUGUGGUUUUAUGCCGCUUACAGCAAUAUUCAAGCAAUAUCAUGGCGGGGUACACCAGAAAUGGGCUUCACACAUUGUACCCAUGUCGAGAAUCGAACCCGGGUCUUUGACGUGACGAGCGAAAGCCUUUAACACUAGGCUACGCGACCGCCCACAUCAUGGAGAGGAGACACGCACGCACGCACGCACGCACGCACGCACGCACGCACGCAUGCGCCUGUAUCUUCAUCACGUUGAUAAUAAAGAUUAAUACUUC
This is a messenger RNA of Haliotis rufescens (red abalone), 1523 nucleotides long. RefSeq lists its product as uncharacterized. The transcript has 6 exons. Lineage: Eukaryota; Metazoa; Mollusca; Gastropoda; Lepetellida; Haliotidae. The record is from RefSeq and is a predicted model, not a curated record. Bases 57 to 1022 code for a protein of 321 amino acids.